Molecule: messenger RNA, 690 nt
Organism: Alternaria metachromatica
Lineage: Eukaryota; Fungi; Ascomycota; Dothideomycetes; Pleosporales; Pleosporaceae
Exons: 2
Coding region: 1-690 (229 amino acids)
Source: RefSeq, a predicted model, not a curated record
AUGGCCUCAAAUUAUGGCAAGAAGUUGGAAUUCGCUUACGUGCCGCCUCAUCUCGAAACAAGAUAUGCGCCGGCAGCACUGAGAAUUAAAGGACUUCUCAACAAAACAAACGAAUCUGGCGGAGCCAAAUACUAUAUUCAAGUUAAAAAAGCGAAGGACGGGGUUUCAGGUUUCACAGCCAACAUUCUCGACGAGAACAGGAAAUCGAUCUUCGCCAAGAGAGCGAUUUCAGGCCAUGACGAGUACGGCAAACCAAUCUACAAAACGAGAAUGAUCUCAGGCCAUGACGAGGAGGAAGCGUUCGAAGAAUUGGCACGUGUACUGGAGUACGACGUAAACAUCAACGAGGCUUACAGCUUUAAGGCCGCCUUCAUGGAAAAAAGGACGGAUACCAAAUGCUACUUUCACGUGCGAGAGGGAGAUGUAGGCUGCACGACAUCUAAAGAGGCAAUCAUCACACUAGUUAAUCUCAGUGGAUCCGAGGUUGAGGCGAGUGCCUUUCUUUCGGAAUGGAUGGGGUGGGCAGUCAGAAAAUUGAAUGGAAAACGUCCAAAAGGGAAAGGGAGUGGAGAGGUUAAUGGAAAGGAGAGUGGUGAGGACGACGAAGGAGAGAGUAAAGAGGAAGGAGGUCAUGAAAAGGCGAAUCAGGGUAAGAAACGGGACAAGUUGUCCUCUGGACAACCCAGCUAG